AUGAGUGGCAUCAAGGAAGCCUCGUCACGACUCAGUGAGAGGUCAGAAUACUGCACCUGCGCUUGCAAUCUAGUCUCUGACCACCUCUACACGGACAGACUGGGCCCUGACCUUCUUACCAGGAAAAAGAAGGGACCUGUGACCUGCAACUCACACUACUCCACGGCGAGUGACGAAAAUGUAAUUGACAAACUCAGAAUGUCUGAAGAAUCAAGUGCGGAGAACGAUGAAUGUGAUUUAACGGACGUUAGCAGUCCGAAACUAGGCCAAUCAAGCUCCAUCGAGUCCGCCUUCGUCGAUGGACUGGAUUCGCUACACUGCUCUUUUUGCAACAAGCCCAUAUUCAUGUACAAUGGGCUCGACUAUGGAAUGUUUGACGGGUGGAUAAACGCAGUCCUGGACGCCGACCAUCCAGUGGAUGCGCAAAAUGCAGACUGCGGAACAGCGCAAUCAUGCACCGACAUUGUGGAGAUUACGUCCUCCAUACUCAUGUCAUCCGAGGACGCCAUGUUUACCAUCGUCUCAAAUGUGUCACCAGGUGAAGAUUGUACGAAUGAAAAGAACCAACUUUUCGAUAGCGUGAAGCGAUUUUUGCAGUACUGUCUGGGAGAUGACACAAUCGUUCAUCUCACCGGAUCGACUGCCUACGACAUUGACAUUGACUACAGUGACAUUGCAUCGGCGCCAUCAUACAGCGAUUUGGAUAUCGUAGUGCUAUCAAAAAGCUACGGAGGUGACCCGCGUACCAUAUUACAGAAAGUUUAUAGUGAAUUAAGCAACAUGCAGUAUGUUUUAAAGGAGAGGAACAAGUGCCCAAUCUGGGUGCUGGCAGACUCGAACAUCAAGCUGGUUGAGUCCGCCAAGGUACCAAUCGUGAUUAUAGAAACGAAAAAGGGACUAUUCUGCGACAUUUCGGUGAACACUCUCUACCCACUUUUACACACGGAGCUCUUUAAGAACUACAUUGACGAGCAUCCCAUGGUAAGACCCCUGAUGCGCAUAAUAAAGCACUGGUUAAUUCUGAGGGGUGUACCCUCAAUGAAGGAGGGAGGGUUCCCCUCAAUCUUUUGGAUGUCUCUCUUUUGCAACGCCAUUGACAUUUUUGACUCUGAGGGCGAACUUGAAUUUGAAAUGCCAAAGCAAUCUAUAAUGGUGUCCGCUAAAAACUGCGAAAUAACAUCACUAUGGACCCUUUUGCGCGAUAGACACGGAGUCAAGGGAUACACAAAAUCGGAAUGGUGCCAAGGUGGCCAGGAUUCACCGGCCUUUAGCAUUUUAUCGUCUCUGGAAAAGUGUUUUCAAAAUUUAUCAAGUGAAAUUAGCAUUGUUGAUAUCGUAAAUAGAUUUAAUUAUACAAAGUCUGGGAACAUUCCCCCAGACUAUCCCAAAAUGAGCAUGUUUUGCAAGAAUUUAAUGCGACUUAUACAAAUGGAGCCCAACCUUCCCUAUGGAACCUGGCUUGUUUACUACUAUGAACUCACCCGAGCGCGCGGCUACAUUUCCCUAUAUGCCAAGAGGAUGGAAAUGUUGAUUACACUCCUUGCAAUUGUCAAGUGUGACGCGGAGGUUGAGGAUGAAACACCCCUGGCAGAUUUGCCUUCAUUUACAAGACUGGCGAUUCUCAUCAAGGAAUCCUUUGGUUAUGACAUUGCACACCUUGCCCAGGAUGGACUUGGCGCCAAGGCGUCAUUUGACGCCUACAUUGCCAAGGCUUGCAGGGCGCUGGGACUGAGACCCCUUGGAGGGGCAUGCAUUGACAGGGUCAAGAUGCUCCUCUAUCACAUGUUCCAGCAAUUCAAAACUAUACCCAUGGAGAUUUUUGAAAAGGUUUAUGAUAACAUUUACUCUAUACCGGCUGAUGUGGAGCCUCCGGUGCCCCUGUAUUAUGACGACUUUUGUGACAUUGACAAGGGCUUUUCGGAUACUGCGUCAAUUAGCCUGCAGAGUUCGGAUGGGAGGACCUUUGACGGAACGCUGUGGGACGAUAGUGGCUGGUACAUUGUGGUUUUGCAGGGCAAGCUGACCAUUGUCAAGGUAAUUAAGGUUUGUAUAGAAUGGGAAUCAUGGUGGUCGCGAGAUUUUGUAAGUAGGAGGGACAACCGAUCGGUAUUUCAUGGCUUUGUUUAUCGCCAGCUAAAGUUGGACUAUGACGUUAAAAAGAAUUGUGCAUCUGUGGAUCGUUCUUAUCCCAGUAUUCUCAUCAAGCGGGGUAGUCUUGUCCUUUUCAACCCAUGUGACAUUGUUUCAAAGUUGCACGUACUAAAGGUUAUCAGACACGAGCAGUACAUUAGCCCUUCCCUUUAUUCUACAGAUUUCUACACUGGUAUAAAGUGCUUGUACAUUCUCCCUGGGUUCGAAGUUGACCGCUUCCAGUCGUUUGAAGAGAUUGCGUCAAGACUCAAGACACAGGUUAACGCCGAUUUUAGGAGCCAAACUCUCUUUUGUAAACUAUGUGGCAUAAUCAUCAUGAAACGAGUAAACGACUUUACGGAUUUUAAAAUCACGCAGCGUAAACUUCGCAAUGCCAAGCACACUCUCUGUAACCAAAAGUAUAUGAGCAUUUACAAGCAUAUGGAACUAUUUUACAAGAAUGUAAAGCAACAACAAAUCAUCUACGAAACCGACUCCCCCAACACAUUUUCUCAAGCUUGUUGA
This is a messenger RNA of Theileria equi strain WA, 2655 nucleotides long. RefSeq lists its product as hypothetical. Lineage: Eukaryota; Apicomplexa; Aconoidasida; Piroplasmida; Theileriidae. Gene Ontology annotation, biological process: RNA 3'-end processing. The transcript has a single exon. Gene Ontology annotation, molecular function: nucleotidyltransferase activity. The coding region runs from base 1 to 2655 and encodes 884 amino acids. The record is from RefSeq and is a predicted model, not a curated record.